This is a messenger RNA of Rhododendron vialii, 684 nucleotides long. RefSeq lists its product as uncharacterized. Bases 191 to 508 code for a protein of 105 amino acids. Lineage: Eukaryota; Viridiplantae; Streptophyta; Magnoliopsida; Ericales; Ericaceae. The record is from RefSeq and is a predicted model, not a curated record. The transcript has a single exon.
AGCAACUAUAAAUACCCUUACAGCUACCCUCACAUGCACAAGUUGAUACCUCUAACAACAACUCAACCAUCACUUUGUUUUCAGCUGGGGGAUUCCCAAAAAGUAGUUCACAAAUUAAGCCUCCAAAGCACAAACCCAAAGUGGUUUUUCUUUGAGAGAAAAAAGGGUGGUUUUCAGGUGAUCCAACACCAUGGGAAAUUGCAUGGAGAGGAGCAGACAAGGCCAAGAAGUGGGGAGAAAACAAGGGGAGCAAGAAAAUGAAGAGAAAGAAAGUGGGUUUGUGAAGGAAGGUGGUUUUGAGAAUGGUGGUGGUGGUAUUAGGAUUAAGAUAGUUUUGACAAAGGAGGAGCUGGAGUGGUUGAUGUUUGAGUUGCAGAAGGGUAAAAAUGGAAAGAAGCUAGAAGAUGUAUUGGGUGAGAUAGAGAAGGGGAGAGGGAAAAUUGUGGGGUGGAAACCUUCCCUAGAGAGUAUAGUGGAGAGCCGUGAAGUUGUUGAGAUGGACAGAUGAGUCCCUCCAAUUUGCUAGUUUUUUCUCCUCUUUUUCCUUCUUCUGAUGGGUGGGGUGGGGCUUUUUAGUAAACUUGUAAAUUAUGCUUUUCCUUUUGAGAAGAGCCCUGAAGUGCUCGGGAUGUAAAAACAGGAGAAAAACAGGAGUUCUUCAACAGAAAUCUUUUCUUCUCUGUU